Fonsecaea monophora is the source of this 1347-nucleotide messenger RNA. RefSeq lists its product as hypothetical. Bases 1 to 1347 code for a protein of 448 amino acids. Gene Ontology annotation, biological process: retrograde vesicle-mediated transport, Golgi to endoplasmic reticulum; endoplasmic reticulum to Golgi vesicle-mediated transport. Lineage: Eukaryota; Fungi; Ascomycota; Eurotiomycetes; Chaetothyriales; Herpotrichiellaceae. The transcript has 2 exons. The record is from RefSeq and is a predicted model, not a curated record. Gene Ontology annotation, cellular component: endoplasmic reticulum membrane; endoplasmic reticulum; COPII-coated ER to Golgi transport vesicle.
AUGGCCGUCAAAUCGCGGUUUCACCGGCUAGACGCGUUUACAAAGACUGUCGAAGAUGCGAGGGUGCGGACGACCUCCGGUGGUAUCGUGACGAUUGCCUCGAUCCUUAUUAUUCUCUACUUGGUGUGGGGAGAAUGGAGCGACUACAGGAAGAUUCUGGUUAUGCCAGAGCUGAUUGUGGACAAGGGACGAGUUGCUGACCUGGUGUUUGCGGUCUACGUAGGCGAAAAGAUGGAAAUCCACCUCAACAUCUCCUUUCCUCGCAUCCCUUGCGAACUCCUCACUCUCGAUGUCAUGGACGUCUCGGGCGAGCAACAGACGGGCGUCGUCCACGGUGUCAACAAAGUACGCCUUUCCUCCAUCGCCGAGGGUUCCAAGGUCCUCGACACAACCGCCCUGGUCCUGCAUAACGAGCAAGACAACGCCGCCCACCUGGAUCCAGAUUACUGCGGCUCCUGUUACUCGGCCCCUCCGCCGGCCAAUGCCUCGAAGCCGGGCUGCUGCAACACGUGCGACGAAGUGCGCGAAGCCUAUGCCUCCAACAGCUGGGCGUUUGGACGGGGCGAGGGCGUGGAACAAUGCGAACGGGAAGGUUACGGUGAAAGACUCGACGCACAGCGCCAGGAGGGGUGUCGUAUCGAGGGCGUCCUCCGGGUGAACAAAGUCGUGGGAAAUUUCCACAUUGCACCCGGUCGCAGCUUCUCCAAUGGAAACAUGCACGUGCACGACUUGAACAAUUACUUCGACACGCCUGUCGAGGGUGGACACACGUUUACACAUGAAAUCCACUCGCUGAGAUUCGGCCCGCAGCUGAGCGAUGAUGAUAGGGGAGUAACGGCGAAGUGGAGUGAUCAUCACCAUGCGAAUCCUUUGGACGGCGUGAAGCAGGAGACGGGGGAGCCGGGGUUCAACUUUAUGUAUUUCAUCAAGGUGGUGAGUACGAGUUAUCUGCCGCUCGGGUGGGAUGAGGAUCGGAGUGUGAAACAGCACUCGUCCCUCGCGGAUCUGAUACCGCUGGGAAUGCAGGGCAAGGGCGCCGGGAGCCAGGGCUCGAUCGAGACGCAUCAGUACUCUGUCACAUCACACAAGAGAUCUCUGAGCGGUGGAAAUGAUGCGGCCGAGGGACACAAGGAGAGACUACACGCGCAUGGAGGGAUCCCCGGCGUCUUCUUCAGUUACGACAUCUCCCCGAUGAAGGUGAUCAACCGCGAGGCGAGGCCCAAGACCUUUGCCAACUUUUUGACGGGUGUUUGCGCGGUUGUGGGAGGGACGCUGACGGUGGCGGCCGCGAUUGAUAGGGGACUGUACGAAGGGAGCACGAGGUUGAAGAAAGUUCAUCAGGGGUGA